Somion occarium is the source of this 3393-nucleotide messenger RNA. The record is from the annotation of a GenBank genome assembly. NCBI's taxonomy places the organism in Eukaryota, Fungi, Basidiomycota, Agaricomycetes, Polyporales, Cerrenaceae.
AGCUUAUGAAGUUGGACGACUUUGUAACUUCCGACCUAGCUCCUCUUGUCUCCGUUGCGCUGCCUCUAGCCUCUCGUUCAUGGCCCGGAGCUCCUCCUGCAGCUUCGCAUUCUCCUGUGCCAACUUUAGCACGUUACUGGCGCGUUUCUGGACCUUUUGCGUUCUAGACGACAAGUCGACGUUAAUCAUCUGAUCGAGGCCAAGUGCAAUUUCAAGAAAAGGAAGACAAGGGGCGUGGUGAAUAUUGAAUGCGAGGCAACCGACUUACUCCUCUGGUUCUGCAGUUUUGCCGGUCACCUCCGAGAGGAGGCUUUCAAAGGUCACGGUGAGAUCGAGCUCUGACUGUGGCAACUCUAGGUCGGGGAGACGUGGUUCGGGCAGCGGCGCGAUAUCAUCAUCGACGGUGUCAGGCUGAGCUUGCUCAAGGAGGUCUGAAGCGCGAUCCCUGGUGUUGCCAUAUAAUCCAAAAGGAAUCGUGUCAACUCAGUUUGGGCUUGUGUUAAUAACAAGGUGCACCAACCCGGAUUGGUAGGACCUCGCGUCAUUGGAGCUCAUUGUGAAAGACAGUCGCGAGAGUGAUGAAUGAAGGUCUUGUAUGUUGUGGUCGAGGUCAAGGAAUGUUGUCAAUGAGGACAGCCGUCUCGAUUGUCGACAAACGUUGCCACCCUCAUCGAGUGAGCUGGGUGGUGAUCUGGUAAGGUUUAGGGCUGGACCAAUGCUGGACUAACUACCCAGAUAGAACAGUCUGGGCUGUACCCAAGCUUGUUCCAAUUAAGGGCAAAUUUUGGGUUUCCAGAAACGACGGAUAUGCGUAAUGUUUUGGGCGUUGCCGGGGCGCAGACUGAAGAUUCAGGCCUAGCCUGUCGAAUAUGUCGUGACGAGGUAGUGGUCAGUAAUCGCGUCCUACUGAACGACUCGGACUUGCUUCUUUUAACCACGGUGCCGCUCCUCGAGUGUCUCGGAGAAUGAUCGACAUAUCUGCGUUGCUCAAUUAUUCAGAUUCUAGCGAGCGAGCGACCGGAGUCGCUCCGUUCCUUCAUCCUUUCAUGAACUUGCAGAAAAACUUUCCAUCCUAUUAUGUUCCAUACCAGAUGUACAAUGUCCCCGCAUUUUCUUCAGAAGACCCGCAACGAGUCGCUGGCUCCGUAGAUGCAAUGCAGUCAAACACGGGUCCGAAUGGAAGCUUUGACCAUCAUAAUCAGGCCAUGAGUGCCGUCGACCUUACUAGGUUUCGCGAGCCUCUGCCUCUGCCCAUUCCGCGCCGCCCCUCCACUCUCACCUCAUCUAACCAUUCCUCUACCCAAUCAUUUCCGUCAGACGCGUCCGAGCGUGACAAUGCAAGGGUUUACGCGUCUCCUCCGCUGUUGACAAGACGGGAAACAUCAUUGGCUACAAAUUCCGUUUCCCCCAUUAUGAUAGGGUCGUCUCCCGAACAUGACACGACCCUUUCGUUUGAAGCAGAGAAACAGCCUGUUCCCGCAUUACAUGGCGAUCGUGAUCCGCAUGCUGCGGCUUUCAUCAGGGAACAUCUCGGCGAAGAGAAAUGGCACAUUUUCUCAUCACGCUUGGCUGAGACAAAGAGAAGUUUCUUCAAGUCCAAAAAGAAGGCGCGGCUGAAUGCCACCGGCAAGAUGGCCAGAGGCACCGCUGACGUGAAUGAGUCAAACGACGCGGUAUCUACAAUUGAUUUUCUUGUCAAAGUCGAAGUAGUAAAAACGGUACUGCGAACAUUAGUUCCAAGUCCGCACAACCCGCAGAAAACGUUCACUCAUCCCUUCGCCUCCUCUCCGCGAGGUCACGUCACACUGUCUCGUUCAAGCAUACUCUCUCUCUCUGGCUGGUCCAACACACAGUUUGCAUACUGGGGUCGCAGAGUUGAAGCAGUAUCCGUCCUAGCCCCUCUUGAUCUUCGCCUGAAUGCUGUCGCAGUUGUCCUGCGACGGCGACUCCGUGAAACGGGCGUCCUUAUCGAGGAUAUUAAGUCUACGGUGACAUCAUCACCUAGGUCUUCUCAAUUGUCCGGUCGGAAAAAUUCUGUAACCCAGAUGCUUCCAUUACCGCCGGUAGAGCACAAGUGCCCAGAAGAAUUCGAGACAGACCCUGAACAAUGGGUGAAAAAAUACAUCACUGGGAAAGGAUUGGAUGGCCUUAUUGAACAGGUGAAGAAGCACUACGGCGUGAGCCCCUUUCUACACGGGAAACAUUCGUGCCUUGCUCCGUUUGGGGCCACGCAUGGCAGUGUUAUCGAGGAGCAGCAAAAACAGCCGAUUUUUGUGCACACCCCGACAAUCCAGGCAGAUUUACACGGCCAAGAAAACCCGUCAGAAGAGAAAUUUCCCGUCAGUAGCGAGUUUGAAGGCGAGAAACCGCGAGCCGAAGAAUCACCGCCAGCUCAAGUACAGCAGAAGGCUUCACCGUCGCCUAUUCCCCCAGGCUCUUCCGCGCCGCUAUGGAACGCCACCUUGGCCGAAGAGCCGUUCGAAUUUGGGUUCUCUCUGGACACUCCAUUCAACCAUCCUACGCCCCCUGUCGCCGCUCAAGAGCUCGUUUAUCCUCCCGGCUCUUUCGCUAUUACUGAUAAUACAACUAACUGGGAGCCAUCCGUAUCAAACCGCGAACCUUGGCCUUCAUAUACCUGCAACGCAUCACACAGCAGGUCUUUCUCAGAACUCGGAAACGACACGGCAGGUUUUUCGCCCUCAUCUAAUUUCGAGAUGUUUGUCCCUCCGCCGCCGAAAAGACAAAGGACUGGACACAGUUACUCUUAUCCCUCGACCGUACCCAAUCUGCACCGCAUCCGGGGUCCCUCAAGAGCAUUUUCUAACGCCGCUACAUCCGCAUUCGCAUCGUCAUCCACCGCUGCAUUUACAAGUUAUCAAUAUAAUGCUACAUCAGACUCGUCGAGGACGAUGUCCGGUGACUCAUCACUGCAUUGGCCAAUCAGUUAAUGCCACGUACUUCCCUUCAAUUGUACACGUACCCUACCCAAUGUAGAGGAUAUUCAGGCUGGACAGUCUAUAUGGACCAUACCCGAUGAUUUUUCCAGUAUAUAUACACUGGUGUAUUCAUAGUAUAGUCAUGACUCGGAAGUCUCGCUGUACUAUUGUAGGUGUUUUAUUAGUUGUUCCAGUGAUUUCGGAUAAUGUACUAUUUGCUAUGGGGGAUCUACUUGGAAUGGAAUAGUAUACUUCGUAUUCGGUCUACCCUCGAGCUUCAUCAAAUUCAAUCAAGCUAGAGGUGGCACUACCUUCCAUCCCAAUUUCUAAGUACCUAGCUAACUCCGGGGCCUGUAAGGUCCUCACUAACAGGAAUUCAGUUGAAGGUUGUUUGCUGGAGGCUCCAUAGAACACACCAAGGCUCGGUGGUGAAAACGGCUGACGACAGGAUUCCUGU